Molecule: messenger RNA, 3189 nt
Organism: Anolis sagrei ordinatus
Lineage: Eukaryota; Metazoa; Chordata; Lepidosauria; Squamata; Anolidae
Source: RefSeq, a predicted model, not a curated record
UGUUCAAAGAAAAAGUGAGAGCCAUGGCUGCUGCUUCUGGAAAUCCAGUGGGGAAUUUCUGCCAGGAGGCCACUUGCCCCAUCUGCCUGGACUAUUUCAGGGAUCCGGUGACCAUUGUAGAGUGUGGGCACAAUUACUGCCGUGCCUGCCUAGUCCAAUGCUGGGGGCCCUCGAAGCAAAAGGCCUCCUGCCCCCAGUGCAGGGCGAGAGCGCAGCCACAGCAGCUCAUCCCCAACCGGGCCUUGGCCAACUUCGUGGAAUUGACCAAGAAACUGAGCCUCCGGGGGGAGGAAAGGCUCUGCCAGAAGCACCAGGAGCCCCUCAAGCUCUUCUGCAAGGAGGACCAGAGCCCCAUCUGCGUGGUUUGCGACCGGGCCAAGGAGCACAAAGAUCAUCAGGUGGUUCCUGCAGAAGAGGCUGCCCAAGAGUUGAAGGAGAAGUUACAUGGAAACUUAUGGGAACUAAAGAAAAGAGAAGAAUACAUUCUAGCAAAUACAGAAAAGAUAAAACAGGAAGGCCAAAACUUACUUAUGCAUACAAGAGCAGAAAGGGAAAACAUGGUGGCAGAAUUCAGAGAACUGCAUCAGUUUCUGGAAGAACAAGAGAAACAUCUGCUGGCCCAAUUGCAUGAGGUGGAGAAGGAGAUUAUAAGGGAAAGAGAGGAGCAGCUGGCCCGGGUGGCCAAGGAACUCUCCAGAUUUCAAAAUCUCAUUGCAGAGAUAGAGAAAAUGAGUCAGAAGCCAGUGAGUGAGUUCCUGCAGGACAUUGAAAACACCAGGCAAAGAUGUCAAGAGGAGUUGAAUCUUCCUGAUAAACGGCAGUAUCGUAUUUCUCCUACUGUGAAAUGGAGGACUUGGGAAUUCUGUGACAUUAGUUCCUUCAUGAAGUGUGUGAUGAAACAAUUCAAAGACAAGCUCAUUUCUGGAAUUCAGCUGCAGAAAGCAAAUGUGACCUUGGAUCCAGACACAGCUCACCCAAGGAUCAUCUUGUCGGAGGAUCGUAAAAGUAUGAAACUAAACUCUAAAUCGAAAGGUCUACCCCCAAAUCCAAAGAGAUUUGACCAUUAUUUGUUUGUGCUGGGAAAUGAGGAAUUCACAGCAGGCAGAUAUUUCUGGGAUGUCAGAGUGGAAAGUGACUACUGGGCUGUGGGAGUGGCGAGGAAAUCUGUGAGGAGAAAAGGCCAGUUUAAAUGUGGUCCAGAGGAAGGUUUCUGGGCUGCAGGGAACUAUAGGGGAGAACAUACAGUUCCUGACUUCACUUCCAUGAGUGGGCGGGCCAGCAUAGUACGGGUGUCUCUGAACUGUUCCGGUAGGCGGGUGGCCUUUUAUGAUGCAGAAACAGCAGAUCUUCUCUCUGUUAUCUCAGGAGUCCCAUUCUCUGAGGAAAGUGUCCAUCCAUUCUUUUAUCUGGGACCAAAAAAACGUGGCUUCUUUGCUAAAAUUUUGGGGGCUUUUGACUUUCUCUUACACUCACCCCCUACAACACUCUGUAAGGAAAUGCAAAGUGAAAGCAGCAACUGUGAUCUUUGUAAGUCAGACAUGGCUGCUACCCAAGGUCCCUUUCAGGAUCUUUGUAAAGAAGCCACUUGUCCUGUUUGCCUGGAUUAUUUCAGGAAUCCUGUAACCUUAGACUGUGGGCACAACUUCUGCAGAGACUGCCUGACUCAGUUCUGGGAGAAGUCAGGCAACCCAGAGAUCUCCUGCCCUCAGUGCCGAGAAAUCAUUUCACAAAAGAACCUCAGGACAAAUCAGCAGCUAGCCAACUUUGUAGAAAUAACAAAGAAAUACAGUACUCAGGGGUCCAAGAAGGCAAAAGGCAAGGAGAGAGUCUGUGAGAAACACCAGGAGACUCUGAAUCUUUUCUGUAAAGAUGACGAAACCCUCAUCUGUGAGAGGUGUGACAAGGAGCACACUGAUCACAGAAAGAUUCCUCUGGGGACAGCUGCUCAAGACUACAAGCUUUUGAUGGGUGUUCGUCAGGAUGAUCUGGUGAAGGUGAGAGAAAAGAUUCUGGAAUAUAAAGCAGAGUCAGAAAAGGAAGCCCAAGACCUGUUUAAGCAGACAAAAACAAAAAUGGAAACAACCUUACAAGAAAUCAGAGAAAUGCAGCAGUUUCUGGCUAAACAGGAGAAACAUUUCCAGGCCCAGAUGGAGGAGUUGGAGAAGCAGAUUGCAAGGAAAAGAGAUGAACACUUGAUCUUACUUACCCGGGAACUUUCCUCUCUGGAAAGUCUCAUCCAGGAGACAAAAGAGAAAUGUCAGCAGCCACCAGCAGAACUGCUGCAGGAUGUGAGGAAUCUCUUGCAGAGGUGUGAAGCAAGAAAGGAGUUCAAGAAACCUGAUGUUUUUCCUCUUGAGUUGAAGUGGAAGAUCUUGGACUAUGGAGAUAUAGCUCUGCUUCUGGAAGUUAUCAUGAAACAAGUCAGAGAUGAGUUAAAAUCUGGAUUUACACUACAGAAAGCAACUGUAACUUUGGAUCCGGACACAGCUCAUGACCACCUUAUCCUGUCUGAGGAUCGUAAAAGUGUAACAUAUGGAGACGAAUCUCAAAACUUGCCGGACAAACCGAAGAGGUUCAAGAAAACUUUUUCUGUCCUGGGAUGUGAUGGAUUUACAUCAGGCAGACAUUUCUGGGAAAUCUGUGUGGGAGAAGAGGGCCAGUGGCUGGUAGGAGUUGCCAGAAAGUCUAUAGAGAGAAAGGGCGACAUUGUCUUUGGGCCUAAGGGGGGAAUCUGGGCUAUAGGGAAGUGGGAUGGCGCAUAUAAGGUUACUAACGAUCCUGAGUUCACACCUCUGUCUCUGAACAGUGAGCUCAAAAGGGUUCGAGUGUCUGUGAACUAUAUUGGGGGCCAGGUGGCCUUUUACGAUGCUGAUACAGGAGUCCAUCUCUAUUCAUUCUCUGGGGCUCCAUUCAUAGGAAAGAUACUUCUUCCUUAUUUUAAUGUGAAUAAAAAAGGGCAUCUGAGAAUUCCUCCUUAAGGCAGCAAAACAAGUUGACCACAUGCACCCUACAUCCUGCAAGAUUAAGACUUUGGAUUUAUCUCCUUUAAAGGGCAGAGAUAGUGCUUUAGUGUAGUGGUUCCCAAAUUGUUCUGUGAAACCCUAGGAUUCGACAAAAGCAUAGUAGGGCGUAAAGCCCAACUUCAGAACAAUUUAAUUACAAAUAUUAAACAAGUUUAAUAUAUCAGUU